AUGAGGAGGAGAGGUGGAUUAGACUACGGCGACGCCAACGGGAAGCCUGCAAGUGGGAGAGGCCGUAGUGGUAAGGAAGAGUUGAGUAAAAUGCGAGUACCGAAACGGAAUCAGGCUGGCCCAGUCCCGAUGUUCCACACCAGCGUGGCCACUGGCAGUAACCGUUCUAGAAACCUGCACCUGGAAAUUUUAAAUAAUUGGGGCCAGGUCAGGGCUGGAGUCAAGCAUUUCUCUCUCGGUCUUUAUGAGGGGAUCUGCCAGGAUGCCACCAAGCACUCUAAAAAGGCUUCCGCCAACGUGGAUGACACGCUCACGGGGAAUAGAGACCCUGUGCUUACCUUUCACCAGGAGGAAUUUGGUCGCACUAUCUUAUUCACACUCUCGCCCCCAGUCAGUGGUAACUAUUAUCCCCAUGUGGACAAGCUGACGCUCCUGUCCCGAAUUCACGUAUUUGGUAAGAAUCGGUCUACACUCGUACGUGGACAAAAUACAAAUUCCGAUCUGCUAGGAGUCUCCUACAGUAUGCUUACGGUAUGGCGCCACCACGUUAAGAGACGAGAAAAUAUUUGCAAAGGUCAACGAAGCCCACCGUAG
Messenger RNA from Aspergillus niger, 594 nucleotides. RefSeq lists its product as uncharacterized. The transcript has 2 exons. The record is from RefSeq and is a predicted model, not a curated record. Bases 1 to 594 code for a protein of 197 amino acids. NCBI's taxonomy places the organism in Eukaryota, Fungi, Ascomycota, Eurotiomycetes, Eurotiales, Aspergillaceae.